This is a messenger RNA of Polyodon spathula (Mississippi paddlefish), 3413 nucleotides long. Its product is annotated as BTB/POZ domain-containing protein KCTD20-like. Gene Ontology annotation, cellular component: cytoplasm. The coding region runs from base 573 to 1679 and encodes 368 amino acids. Gene Ontology annotation, biological process: positive regulation of phosphorylation. NCBI's taxonomy places the organism in Eukaryota, Metazoa, Chordata, Actinopteri, Acipenseriformes, Polyodontidae. The record is from RefSeq and is a predicted model, not a curated record. The transcript has 8 exons. Gene Ontology annotation, molecular function: protein binding.
CCCUCAGUCCUGUCUGGUAGGUCGGGCGGAGCUUCUUUGAGUAACGCGCGCUUGCAGGAUAAGAGUCUCCCGUUUUGCAUGUUUGCAACUUGAAAUGGGCUGUUUUACACCAGGAUUUGACUACGCGUCUCUGGGCAAUCAAUAUAGCUUUGUGUUAUUUAUGACUGUAGAAAACGACCCAUUUGAAUUGAUAAGGUAUGCUGUAUUAAUAGCCUCUUUGUUACACGUGUAAAAAGGCAGCAGAUUACAUUCACCCGCUUCAAUGAUUAAAACUGCAACGCACGCCUGUUCUUAGUGCCACCUUUCUGGGACGUGCAGAGACUGCGGUGGGUGGACAAGGACUCCCGGGGACUUUUAUUGCGGCAGACCGCUCGGCGAUUGCUCAGAGGCGAGGGGAGGAAAGAUCGGCUGCAAAAACAGAGAGAGCACAAGCAGCGAUUCAAAUUCCUGAGCUGGUGCGGGGUGAGCUGGCAGAGUCGUUGUUGUUUUUUUUUUGUUUUUUUUCAAAUUGUGUAACUGUACAGGGAAGAGAAGAAAACUGUCUUCACCAUGCGUUCAGCCGCCGAGAAGACAUGAGCAUAACCAGCUCUCGGACAAACAGCUUCAGUGUGGACCCCCAGACCGCUGAGCCUCCGAACGAGGGGAUGGAGAGAGGGCCAGCCCGCUGGGACACUAGACAGGAACUCGCUGAGACUGCAAACUCUGAGCUGCAGUGUGGAGUGGAGAUGUCGGGUGAGGUGGUUGCAAGGGCGCCCCCCUCGGAGUGGGUCACGCUGGUCGUUGAUAACAGCCGCUUCACGGUGGACCCCGGGAUCUUCACUGCGCACCCCAACACCAUGCUGGCCAGGAUGUUUGGUUCUGCCCGACAAUACAACUUUGCCAGGCCCAAUGAGAAGGGGGAGUUUGAGAUCGCAGAGGGGAUCAGGGGCAGCGUCUUUCGAGUCGUGCUGGACUAUUACAGGACGGGGGUGCUGCGCUGUCCCGACGGUGUUUCUGUGCCGGAGCUCAGAGAGGCCUGUGACUACCUCUGCAUCAACUUCGACUGCAACACCAUCACGUGCCACGACCUGAGCGCCCUGCUUCACGAGCUGUCGAAUGAUGGGGCGCGGAGGCAGUUUGAGGGGUUCCUGCAGGAGCUGGUGCUGCCAGUGAUGGUCUCGAGUGCGCGGGGGGGGGAGCGGGAGUGCCACAUGGUGGUGCUGACCGAUGAGGACACUGUGGACUGGGAUCAGGAGCACCCCCCGCCCAUGGGAGAGGAGUACUCCCAGAUUGUCUACAGCACCAAGCUGUACCGCUUCUUCAAAUACAUCGAGAACCGUGAAGUGGCCAAAGCGCUGCUGAAAGAGAGAGGCCUGAAGAACAUUCGCAUCGGCAUUGAGGGGUACCCCACCUGCAAGGAGAAGGUGAAGCGGCGCCCUGGCGGGAGGUCAGAGGUCAUCUACAACUACGUGCAGCGGCCGUUCAUUCACCUGUCCUGGGAGAAGGAGGAAGGGAAGAGCCGGCACGUGGACUUCCAGUGCGUGCGGAGCAAGAGCUUGCCCAGCAUGGUGGGAGGGGGCGAGGGCGGGACCCCCCACAGUCAUGCCCCCCUCCAUCCUCCACAGGUCGAUGAGCUGGACCGGCUCAAUGGACCCUGCCUCUGCCUCCCCCUCUCCGAAAUACAGGACGGAGAUCUCUGACGCAGUCCCCAGAUCUGCAGCAAGACCACAUCGGCCCUGCUGUGUUUACAGAGUGAAAUCAUCUGGAUCCGUUUCCUUCAGUCUCACGGGUCACUCCUCUACGCUGAGAGAGUCCCAGGCUGAAGAUCCUCCUGUUGGAUGUUGGAGACACCAGCUCUCAAUCUGUGAUUGGUGGGCGUGAUGUUCUGGUGCAGAAAUAGUGCAGCACAAAACGUCUGGGUCACCUCGUCAAUACUUAAAUAUUUUAGAACACUUAAGCAAAAGAUCUUAUUUAGGAGCCAUAUGAGAAAUACAACACCCAAACAUCUUGUGUAACUCUUGAGUACAUUAAUCUGUUUUAACAGUGGGCUUGUGAAACCAGUAUUCAAAGUGCACCGGUCUGAAGGCAGGGUCUGGUGGUGUGUCGACUGGUCAGUCAGAAGCAGGAGCAGUGUUUGAAGGCAACAAGAGAACACCCUCAACAGUGGUCAUCCCUGGCCUGGAUUAUAUUGACUUGAAAUAUCUCAUCAUGCAGUUGUUUUCUUGGAUAAUUCCUGCUGCAGAGUUUAUUUCCCUAAUCGUCCACCCAGAUAAACGCCCUGUCCGUCUGGCUCCUGUCUUUACCAGGCAGUGUAGUGGAGGGAGGUGGGGGGGAGAGAUGGACGGACAGUCAGGCAUGACAGCACUGACCCCCCUCUGUUACAGUUUCAAAAGCACUCUGUAGUUCAAAAACUUUUUUGGUUUCCCAUGGCAAAUCAGCUCAUCCCGAGCCUUGCCGCCCCACCCCUCCUGUGAUGUAAUAGUUGAUCACAGCUUGAUUGCUCUUUCAUUGACCGAGCUUACUGGAGACAACAGAGCCGAAAGUGUAGGAAGAAAAACAAAAAGGAACAGCAGGUUUGUAGGCGCAGGACUGGUUUCACCGGACCCGAUUAGCACCAGUCAUCACCUGUGAAACCAGCCUUUGUGUUUUUCUGUUUCGUUGGGCUGUGGUUGAGCCGAGUCACGCUGUGCAGCAUGCUAACCAUGUGUCAGGUAGCGUGAGAACGGGGCAGUGCUACACAUGACACAUGGAUUGCUUUGAACACCAAAGAACGAACUUGUAUGGAGGGCAGGGCAUUGCAACGCCUGGCGCUGAUCAAGGGUUACGAGGGAUUGAAGACAGGUGUAAAAUAAUGAGUUUUAUAUUAUAUAUACACACAACGUUUGGUGUUGUUUCAGGUUCGAAUAAUGAAAGGAAUUAGAAAAAUCUGCACUUUCUUUUUGUAAACAGUGACUUUUACCAAAAAAUAACAAUUAUAAUUAAAUUCAGGGUUUUUAAUGGUAGGAAUUUUUAUUUAUUGGUGUUUCAUUUAGCACACAGUGUUCUUGGUAUUUACAAAUCAAAAUAACUUCAGUUCCCAGUACUGUAUUAUUAUUAUUGGGUUAGAUUUAGUGAAGGAAUGGAAAUAGGGCACUGGGCUAGUUACUCAGCAAGUUGUUAUCAAUCAGAUUUACAAUGUUAAUUAAAUACAAACUGCAGGACACUAAUUGCAAGUAUAUAUUUCAUUAAAGACAUACUAUAUCUGUAUACUGAAAUAUGUAUAUUAUUGUUAUGCACACUAUAGUCUAUUAAACUUAUAAAGGCCAAAGAUUGCAAUUUAACUAAAUUGUUUUGCAUCGUCUCUUUAAAAUGCACAGUACUUGGAAAAACAUUGUGCACAGGCUUGAUGCUGCUGUGAUCAGUCUUUCUGAAAAUAAAGAAGGUAUAUUAAUAAA